AUUUAGACUUUGCGUCAUUCCAUAUGAUUUUCUCAUUUCUAUUCCGUUUUUAAAUAAUGAGCUUUCACAAGGCGGUCGAGGUGCAUGACCACUUAAGCUCGCGAUGACGAUCAGGUCACUCUCUUCUCUGAUCUAAUUAAAUAAUUAAAAGUGAUAUUUGUGAUAUAUUUUCGUUGAAUAAUGUUACAAAGGACUCGGUUGCAAAGCAGCGAAACAAGUGUUGAAAUAUUUUUUCUGAACUGUUUUUAGUGUCUUAUUCAUCGAACAAACGACAUAUUUAGAUCGAAAUUCCUCAAUUGAAUAAUGGGACUGCUGUUUGCCAAACUGUGGAGCCUCUUUGGCAAUGAAGAACAUAAAAUAGUGAUAGUAGGAUUGGACAAUGCUGGGAAAACGACUAUAUUGUACCAGUUUCUAAUGAACGAAGUGGUCCAUACGAGCCCUACCAUAGGUUCAAACGUGGAAGAAGUCGUUUGGAGGAAUAUCCAUUUUAUAAUGUGGGAUUUGGGGGGGCAACAAUCGCUAAGGGCAGCUUGGAGUACUUAUUACACAAAUACAGAGUUCGUUAUAGUUGUUGUGGAUUCGACGGACAAAGAAAGAUUGUCGAUGAUACGGGAGGAACUGUACAAAAUGCUAGCAAAUGAAGAACUUUCGAAAGCAGGUGUUCUAGUUUACGCGAAUAAACAAGACGUAAAAGGCUCGAUGUCGGCGUCGGAAAUAUCCAAAGAACUCGAUUUAACUUCGAUUAAACAACAACAAUGGCACAUCCAGUCUUGUUGCGCCCUUACGGGUGAAGGGUACGUGGAAUUUAUCAUUAAUUUAUCGUUCGAUUACAUUCUAGAAAAAGUACAGUAUCAAGAAGGCAUAUGGACAGAUUUCAUAAUAAAGCGGUGAAGUACAUCCUUUAAAUAAAGGAAUCUUUAGGAUAAAGUGUUCUUUAAGGGUCGAUUUCAUAGUAAAGGGUCAAACGAGGGGUUAUAAUUUUUCGAUAAAAGGAAGGUAUUAGAUAAAAUGUCCUUUAUAAGGGUCGAUUUCAUAACAGGCAUUAAAUAUUCCAUAGUUACUUUUAAUAAUUAUAAAACAAUGGCAGUUAUUUAACAUUUCUAUUAUGAAUAUUUAAUCUAAAAAUUUUUAAAAGUGUAAAAAAUGUAUUCUUGCUAUUUAAGUUACGCCUAAUUUUUAAAAUUUUAAUCUCGAAUUUAACAUAUUUCAAGGAUUUCUUUGUGAACGUAUCAAAAAUAUGAAAAUGUUAACAAUUCACUGAUUAUUUUGUUUACAAAAAAACGCCAAUGUGAAUAAUAAUAUUAAUUCGCAACACGAUGUUGGUCAUAUUUAAAUGAUGAAAGGCGUUUCAUUAAUUUAUUAGUAGGUAAAGUUUAUCCGAUCUUAAAAGAGUGACGUAAUUUUUAGUGAUUUUUUAGUUAGUUGCCAAAAUGUUAAUUCUGUCAUUUGACUAGGGGAAUUUUACGAUGUGCGGUUGAAAUGUCAAUGCGUUGUUGCCAUAUCGUUACACUCAAAAUUCCGCUUUUUCUUUUCCUAUUUUUCUGUGUGUUUUUCGUGAGUUCUGUCAUUGUCUAUUUAGAAGGGAUAAGUUUUAAUAAUAUACAUACAGUUUGUGCAAAACAAAUUUCAAUACACAUCACUAAUGUCGUCAUAUUUGUCCAACAUUAUGACAAACUUUUAAAAAUUUUAACUUAUGUAAUUCGGAUUAAUUUUAAUUCUUUCACUUUGUUUUUUGUAGGUUGUAUCAAGGUUUAGAAUGGAUAGUGAGCAGACUGAAGAAAAAAUGACAUCGUGGAGGAUUUUAGUUUAUGUUAUAUCGUUAUUUGUUGUAAAAAAGUUGAAGAAAACAAUCUGCUGUUCCUUGUACAGAACGUUUCUCAUAUUGAGAAAAUUCGACAUUUUCAAAAGAAAAAAAAAUUGACUGUUGUUGCAUUUCAUAUUUUAAGACUUUGUCUGGGGAAUAUUUAAGGAAUUUUUUCACCAGCAGUUUUUAUCGUUUUUAUUAACCCGACAGAGCGAAGAAUAAUACAAAAAAUCCUUUUAAUAAUAUAUACAAUUUUUUUUAAUUUUUACAUCACAAAAAUUCUUGUAAUAAAUUUCGAAAAAAUAUUUUUGAUUUGGCAAAUUAAGGAAUACAAGUUUAAUGAUCUCAUUUAAUAUACUUCAUUUCAAAUACAGGAUGUUCCACUGAAUAAUUAUCCCUUUAAUUAUUCAGGUGUUAUUUAGAUACACCCUGUAUGAUGGGCGUUGAACAUUAUUUUUCUUUCUGGAAAUUUAGUUUUAAUUUUUUUUUCAUUUUGAACCAUUAAGCUUAUCACUUUACGUUAAUAAGGUGAUACGAGUUUGAAAUAACUUCGUUUCUAAUUACUAAAUGCCAAAAUUUUUUCUAGUAUGAGUUGCUCAUUUAAUAAGAGCCUUUUCACACGGUGCAAUAUAUUGCAAUUUAUAUAUUGAGCGAUCACCUUGAAAUCCUGCAUUCGUCCGCCGAUUCAUCACGCCGAAGCCGCGCCUCUCCUCAGUUCGACUGAUUCUCUCUUUCUACUGAUUGCAGCGCUCGAACAUGGACGCUCGGUAUAUUGCAGUAAUGUAUGGCUGCAAUCUUUUGCAUCCCAGUUAAAAUACAAGCGUUCAAAUGCGCUGUUUUCACACCUAUUCGAUACGAUUAUUUUUAUUAACGCUUGUAUAAAAACUGCAAUGCAAUACUGCAGCAAUAUAUUGCAUAGUGUGAAAAAGCUCUAAAGGUGAUAAUGGAAUGGAUGAGUUUUUUAAUGAAUUUAAGCGUUUUGUAAACUGGAAUAGUUGUAUUAUUUUAGUUACCAGUAGAUAAUAUGAUUGUUUUUAUACGAAUAGUGGAAAUUGAACAAGAUCAUUCUGAUUGAUUUUGUCGUGUUUCUGUCGUUUUUGAAUUAAUUUAAAUUAUUAGUUUUUAUCGCUUCCUGUUGUGGCGUAACGAGGAGUAUCUGAUAAUAUUUUUAUAAACACCAAUAAAUGAUAUUUAACUUCAGUAGAAGAUGUUAUUUUCUUCUUACAUUAUUAGAAUUAAUACAAUAUUACUGUUAUACAGUGUGACAAUUUAAAAACUUGCUACAUAUAUCUACUGGCUAUAUCUCACAAACGAUAGGUGAUAAUUUAUUUAAUAAAAAUAGUACCUACGAACACUUAUCAUUGAAAAUUUGGUAAUUUUUGAUACACCCUAUACAAUUAUUAUUUAUAAUAUUGGGUAACAUUUUUUGUAAGCUUUUUAAUGAUGUAUCACAUGUAGGGGUUUCCUAUUUAAUUUUUUUUAGUUGUGGUAGGUGGGGGUGAGUUCUCUUUUAUGUCAUAUUAGUUCCCCCUUUCUCUCUUCGAAACGAUUUUAAGCAUUUUUUGAUAUCAUCUUCCGUUUGUUAGAUAUAGCCCGCUGUAAGUUUUUAAAUUGUCACACGGUAUAAUUGGUAAUAAUACUAUAGGUACUCACCUUGUAUCUCGAUCACUUCAAAAAUUCAUCUAAUUAAAAUUUGAAAAUGUCAAUUCAUCAGUCAAUAUGGAGAAUCAAAGUUAGUAAAACUAUGAUCAGAUGCUAUUGUGUAUUUUAUGAAAUUUGUAUGAAGCAAAACCUGUUUACUUACAGAAUGUGUUUCGAAUAGUAAAUGGAAUUAUUUCUGGGAUGAUUGACUAUGAAAAUUAAAAAUUUUUUUUUGGAGCACGCUAUAUAUUUUUUACUGGCAAUUUUUUGCCGAAUUAUUUUCUAAUUUUAAUUUGAAUGAUUUAUCGAUUGUACAAAAGCAGUAUGUUAAGUUUUUUAUUUAUGGUUAGUUAUUUUUUUACAGAAUUUUGCGAUUCUUUUCCAUUAUUUUCAUUAGACCAUAAUUUUUCUACUCGUAAAAUCAUUAGGUUGUGAUUAUAAAGAAAUACUACUUUCGCUACUACUUUUGUUUAAUAAUAAAAAUAUUACAAAAAUACAUUCAUUUUUAGCGAGGUUAUAGAUUAUUUUUAUAUCGCCAGAAAACUAAAUCCGUUUUAAUUUAUAUUUAAAUUCGAUUUCAUUUCGUCAUCCAUACAUUAGAAUAAUUACGUUUUUUUUGUUGUACCUAAUUUAGGAAUAGUUUUUGUAAAUGAAAAAGUUAGGCCAAUUGUAUAAAGACGAAAAAAAUAAUAAAUUUUAUUUAUUACUCUCGUUAUUUCCUCCUACAAAACACCUACUCUUACAUUGUAGAAAAUUUAGUCGUUUGAAUUUCACAGAAUGUAAUCUACCCAAAUUAAAAUAAGUAACCCACCUUUUUAUUUAUCUGUAUACAUAGAGGGUGUUAAUUAAUUGAAUGCCGAUACUUCAGGAUGUGAAUAUUUGGAUGAUUUUAAGAAGAACUGUUUAUAUCAAUAUAUGUCUUAAACCUCUUAGUUUUCGAGCUAAAGGGUGUUACAAUUUUAGAAAAAAACUAUCAUAAUUUUCUUAUUACUCCAGAUAUUUUUAUGAAAUUAAUCCGGCAAUGGUAAAUUGGACGCAGAAAUAUAUUUAUUACCUGAGAGCUUAAAUGAGUUUUUUUAAUCCUAUAAGUAGGAGCAGAGUACGCGCAGAGAAGAUUCCGAAUAGGAGCAGAGUAAGAGCAGAGAAGAUUCAGAAUAGGAGCAGAGUAAGAGUAGAGAAGAUUCAGAAUAGGAGUAGAUUAAGAGUAGAGAAGAUUCAAAGUAGAAGCAGAGCAAUGCCAUUCUAAUUGUUAUAAUCACUAUUAUAUUAAAAGAGAAUAUGUGCAUGAAUACACUUUGCUAUAAAUAAAAAUUCUCAAUCAUCAAACGAAUUAUUUCUGGGGCGCUGCGCCCUGUCGGAUUAAAAGAACCUUUAAUUAUCAGCGCACAAUUUACCCAUAGGUUUAAAAUCUAUAAUCCCUUUUGCGCCCAAUUAACCAUAUUAAUCUACGAAUACAGGAAAUCCACAAUUAUGAAACCCACUUGAUUAAAUUCCGAUUUGAGCCACGUUAAAAACUCCAAACUUAUCGCUCAACUUCUUGAUCUAUACAACUUCACGUGCGUCGUUGCAAUUUCACUAAAUUCACUGGAAAAUCCACAGACCAAAACAAUUCCCUAAUCCCUAAUCGCAUCUUAAUUUCAGCGGCCUCUCUAUGACCGGGUAGAACCCCACCCUACCCAGAACCUCCCUCACCAACUCCAAAUUGUUCAGGGAGAACACGUGAACUCCGCCGAAGGAAUUCCCGUUCGCUAGAAUCCUCUUCACCAUCUCCCCGGCCUCGGUGAUCCCGAACUCCCUGGCGGCGGGGUCGUUCUCCUUCAGGCGCUUGACCGUCUCCAGGAGGGUCUUCGGGACGGGCACGCCGCAGAACUUCGAAACGGCCGCGAGGGUCCCGUAGGAGCUGAUGAUGAAGAGGCCGGGCACGACGGGAACGCGAAUGCCCGCCGAUCGGCAGCGCUCGAUAAAAUUCGUGAAGGCUGCCAGGCUGUAGGAGCCUUGGGUGAGGAUGAAGUCGGCGCCGCGCGAGACCUGGAA
This is a messenger RNA of Phyllotreta striolata, 5479 nucleotides long. The record is from the annotation of a GenBank genome assembly. Lineage: Eukaryota; Metazoa; Arthropoda; Insecta; Coleoptera; Chrysomelidae.